AUGGAGUAUUGUUCUACCCGGCUAGCUGCAUGGUUGCCACCUAUUCUUCUUAUCUGGCUCGUGAUUGCAUUUUGCAAUGCUUUAAAUUCGCAUCGCAGGUCUCGCAAUCCUUCUCCAGCGUUGGUACUCAGUCAAGAACCACUGAAGCCACAAAAGGCUUACACAACUGCGAACACUGUUUCGUCUAUUGAUCAUUACGAUUUUAAAUCAAAGGUGACCGAUAACAACGAUAAGCUGAGGAGAACCAAUCCAACCUUCCGACUGCUAGCGAUCAUGGUUCUGUUCGGCAUAUGCGGGUUCUUGCUUUUGGGGCACCUGUCAGCGGCUUCAUCACUCCAGAGCGGAUUGCAGUCUAUUGCUGGCUUUUCAUCGCAAGCACCUAACUCAACUGGUUUGCAAGAGUUUUUCCAGCUCUAUUCGCCCAUAUCUCUCGAUUCCAGUGGAAACGGCAACUGCGAUGUUGAGAUCUUGCUCAUGGAUCAUGUUUUUGGCGCCAGUUACGGAGCGCCAUUUGUUGGCAACUAUGAGCCCCCGAACUGCGGAUUUGACACUCAAUUUGACCGCCUGGCACUCAUGUACCUUGGAGACAAUGAAGUGUUUCGGACUUCAACGGCGGAGCCGACAACCAAUGGGAUUGUGUGGACCUAUAUCAAAGAGAUGUCGCAGUAUAACUCGUUGUGGAAGAGUCCCCAGAAGCUGAUAUUUGACUUGGGGAACAUUAUUAACGAUGUCUACACCGGCUCGUUCAAUACCACGUUGACGGCGCACUUCUCUAAAGGUCAGAAUGUCGAGACAGCGGAUAUGAUUCUUCCAAUCUCUGCCAAAAAGUCAGCAUCAAACUCUCCAAGUGCCUUCCAACUUCCUACAGACAACACAACAGUCAUGUACGAGAUCCCUGCUGCGGCAUCGCGUGCUGUUGUGUCUAUAUCGGCAUGUGGACAAUCAGAAGAAGAGUUCUGGUGGUCCAAUGUCUUCUCUCAGGAUACCCAAGACUUUGAAAGCACUGUCGGUGGGCUAUAUGGGUACACUCCUUUUCGUGAAGUUCAGCUCUACAUCGAUGGGAUCCUUGCCGGACUUGUCUGGCCAUUUCCUAUUAUCUUUACGGGAGGCGUGGCUCCGGGAUACUGGCGUCCGGUUGUUGGGACUGAUGCAUUUGAUCUUCGACAGCCGGAGAUUGAUAUUUCCCCAUUUCUCCCUAUGGUUCAAGACGGAAAGCAACAUUCCUUUGAGAUCCGGGUAACCGGUCUCAAUGUCUCGGCAGAUGGGAAGGCCACAUUUGCGAAUACUGUGGGCUCAUACUGGGUUGUCACGGGAAAUAUCUUCAUAUACAUCGAUGACAACAGCUCAGACUCAAAAGCCACUAUCGCUCGUGACAAGAAUGGGCCCAUGGUGGAUGCUCCCUUGCCAGUGUUUGCUGUGACCCGGAAUCUUCGAGUUUUCAGUGUUAAAUCUUCUCUGUACUCGUGGUCUCAGACACUAUUAUUCUCCAAUCACGGUCUACUCAACCAACAAGGGUACAGCCAGGUUAAUAGGCAACUCACAACUGGCAAUAACACUAUCACGGAGCUCGGAGAUGCACCCAUCUCAAACAGCAUUACAUUCCAAUAUCCCUUGGUUGUCAAUGCUACUUACGGCAUCACGUCUAAUGGGAUGACUAUUGACUCGUGGAUGAUGAGAGGUCUCGACUUUGAAUCAACAGGAGGGCUCGGUAUUUCCACUUACACCUCGUCGUCAGGGCCAUCAUACCUACACGCGAGUCAGUCUGGCACUGCGCGGUAUAAAUCCAUCACUGGCGGAAGCUCAAGCUCUUGGGGCGACACCACCAAUGUGUUCAAAAGUCAGAUGAAUGGGCAAUCGUACCAUCGAUCUGUUCAUGCAGUCAAUGGCACCGUUGUAUCUGACACCGACCCUGAAGGCAAGGUUUCGGCUUCUUCUCCACAAGAUCUUGGAGAUACUGGAAGAGGCAGUGAAAUCGAAAAGGCCCAUGUGUUCGAAAUGAAAGACGAACAUCCACGCAUCGUGGAAGCCAUGAUACGCUCGUUCUACGGACUACAUUACGACAUCAACCAACCCCCUCAAAUGUGCCCAUUGCUGUUCAAUGUCAAGGUACACGCAAUCGCCGACAAAUUCGAGGUCGAAUAUCUCAAAAUUCAAGCAAAACUAACCUUCGUCACCCUCGCCCAAGACUACUGGAACUCGGACGAAUUCUUGACUGCUGCCUUCGAAGCAUACACAACAACACCGAAAUCGGAUCGAGGUCUGAGAGAUGUCGUCGUCGCGGUUUGUCAGAAGCACAGGAAGGAGCUGCGCGAGAGGAAGGCAUUCGAGAAACUGGUUGAAGAGACACCCGGACUUGCUACUGAUAUUGUGCUGCUUUCGCACAGGUGGUUGCCUCAGUCUGCAUCUACGAUGGUUCGUCUCGUUCAGUCUUUCUCUUGUCUGUCUUGUUUUGCGAAAUGGCAGAUCCAGGUUGGGUUAGCGGAGGACUUUACUACAUGUCCGUUUUGUCAGGAUGAUAAGGUUGGGGCUUUUUAG
This is a messenger RNA of Penicillium mononematosum, 2535 nucleotides long. RefSeq lists its product as uncharacterized. The coding region runs from base 1 to 2535 and encodes 844 amino acids. The transcript is spliced from 5 exons. NCBI's taxonomy places the organism in Eukaryota, Fungi, Ascomycota, Eurotiomycetes, Eurotiales, Aspergillaceae. The record is from RefSeq and is a predicted model, not a curated record.